This is a messenger RNA of Trichogramma pretiosum, 2151 nucleotides long. RefSeq names its product GATA zinc finger domain-containing protein 10 (gene Hexim). The coding region runs from base 140 to 1564 and encodes 474 amino acids. The record is from RefSeq and is a predicted model, not a curated record. Gene Ontology annotation, molecular function: 7SK snRNA binding; cyclin-dependent protein serine/threonine kinase inhibitor activity. The transcript is spliced from 2 exons. Lineage: Eukaryota; Metazoa; Arthropoda; Insecta; Hymenoptera; Trichogrammatidae. Gene Ontology annotation, cellular component: nucleoplasm; nucleus; cytoplasm. Gene Ontology annotation, biological process: negative regulation of transcription by RNA polymerase II; negative regulation of cyclin-dependent protein serine/threonine kinase activity.
UAUGGUCUCGUCAGUCUGUCCUCGACUUCAGAAGCAAUCGCACUCGAGCUCCUCCGACUUUACCAAAGUAAGGAGGCACCAGAAUUGAUUGUCGAUAAAGAAGGAAUUUUUGUGUAAAAGCGCUACAACCUACGUCAGCAUGGAAGCGGAAAUAAGACCGUCACUUGCAACUACGUCAGAUUCAAAUUUGCACAGCAGUGAAAUCGAGAUCGAAAUAGUCGUGGACGGAAUAGAGACGAAUAGCAAUACAGCGACGUUUGUGAACGAACAACUCAAAGCCAUGGCGGUAUCAAACGAAUCACCAGAGACCAUUACGAAUUCAAAUCAAACAAGGAUCACCAAUAAUUACAACAAUCAACACAAUAAUGAUUGUUCAUCGGUAACUUCCUCUAAUAUAAUAUCUUCAAAUGAAAAUCUGAACAACUUAAUAGAUUCUACGUUCACAAGAAUGAUGUCUAAAACGGUUGAGAGCGGUAGUUGCAGUGGAGAUCAGGAUCAUAUAACAAUGGAAGAGGGCUAUGAGACUUUUAAAAAGCGAAAAACAAGACGUGGUAAACCAAAACAUCGUAAACUGAAGCCUUACUUUAGACAAGCCUACCUGCAGUGCAUGCAGCGCUGCCGGACUGCUAGCAGAUCGACCAGGAACAAAUGGCCUCAUCCACCGCCGCCACCACCGCAACCUGCUUCGAUGCACUUUCCCCAAACACUGGCCCCUUACAAUACCACUCAAUUCCUCAUAGAAGACCACAACAGUGAAUUACCGGAUCUCGAGGAAAAAAUCGCUGAUGCUACCAGUCAUGAUCUUUCAAGUAACGAGACGGGAGCGUCGAUAUCGAGAACUCGAGAUUCUAGCUUCAGUAUCGAUUCCGAUGAUGAAUAUUUUUAUUCUUCGCCAGAAGAUGAAGAAGAAUUUCUGACCAAGGAAUUCAGACAGCAGUAUGAAAAUUUACACAUUGAAAGGUUGAACAGUCUUACUAAAGCUCAAUUAAUCACAGAAUACAUCGAGUUGGAAAGCAGAUAUGAAAUGGUUAUGAAAAAACGCGAGCUAAACUCUAAUAACGAUGGUGAUAAUUCUCGAGAGGCUAAAAUUUGUAAGAAAUUUCAACAGCGAAUAGAGGAACUUAUUCAGCAAAAGGAACAUCUGAUUCGGAAAGUCGACGCGUUGCAAAAGCAGUUGCAGCAGCGUCGAGUUGGAAGUCCUAUGUCAAGUAUAGAUUCAGAAAGCGACAGCGAUAGUGAUAGUUCCAACAAUAGUGGUAGUAGUUGUGCUCGUAGCAUAAAUAAAAAUUCUCCUAGCUCAACGCCAUCAGCCACACCUGGGAUUCGAUUAAUUGAUGAUGCAAUUCACCUAGAUGACUACUCUAAAAUUUGUACCCCAUUUUUGGAUGAUAUUCAAGCAUUUAAGUCACCGAGACGUCAGUGUUCUAACAUUGUGUUAAGCGGCUGUGAAAAUUUGAGCUGUAAAAUCCCUUCUUCACCAUCUUGUGAUCUUCAAAGCAACAAUGGGAUUGGGCAUACUGUUGAAAAGGUUGAAUUUUCCAAUAAAGAAGAACUACCCGAUUAAAAAAAUCAAGUCUGUAUGAAACUUUAUUUUUUUGGUCAGGUAAAGUUUUACCUGCUUUUGCGAAUUAUUCGCGUAAUGAUGUGAUAGCGCUAUUUAUUCUUUCAAUUUAUCGUCGAAAGUCGUUUAGACCCUAUUCUCCAAACCCUUAUAUCCUAUCAAAUAAAUUGUUAAAAUAAUUGACUAAAGCGCCUAAUUUAGAUUACGUAAAUUAUUUUAUAAUUUCGGUCAAUUGAACACUUUUCACGAUAAUAUAUCUUUAUCGAUUAUCCAACAUGCAACCCUGAAAUUAAAAAGAAAUGGAAGGUCCGUAUGAUGAUCAUCGUCAAAAUGUCUUAUUUAUUUAUGUCUUAAUUAUUUUAUAAAUACAAAUGAUUUAUUUAUAUGAGUAAUUUACAACUGAAAUCCACGAAAACAUCCUACGGGCAAAAUUGAAUAAGUUGAAGCAACAAUUUGUUGAAUGAAAAAUAUGUAUUAAAAUUAACGUUAAUAAUCUGAGAAUAAAAGAGUUUUGUGUUCAAGCGGUUAUCAUGCAAGUACUACCGUACUUACGUGCUUCACCAGUAGAAUCCAUCGCUAAGGCUCUGAAA